Molecule: messenger RNA, 864 nt
Organism: Cryptomeria japonica (Japanese cedar)
Lineage: Eukaryota; Viridiplantae; Streptophyta; Pinopsida; Cupressales; Cupressaceae
Product: ATP synthase protein MI25
Exons: 1
Coding region: 118-849 (243 amino acids)
Biological process (GO): proton motive force-driven ATP synthesis
Molecular function (GO): proton transmembrane transporter activity
Source: RefSeq, a predicted model, not a curated record
CUCCCGGGCUAUUCGGUUGUCCCCGUUUGAUCGAUCGAUCUUCGAUUAAGAACGGGUUUGAUCCGCCAUACCCUCUACUCCGUUCCGUUGCGGUCUGUAUUAUUACGUUGUCGACAAAUGAUAUCGGGAAAUAUGCCACUUGCUGCUAUUCUAUCCAUUGGUGUAUUAAGUUCGAAGGGAAUCUCAAUCUGCAAUGAAGAAACGAUAGUAGCUCGUUGUUCCAUAGGCUUUCUAAUCUUCAGUCAGAGGAGUUCGGGUAAUACUUCCAAAGCAGCAUUUCAGGAUAGAAUCGGGGCUAUUCAGCGGGAAUUGCAGCAAUUCCUCGAUCCUAACGAAGUGGUGUCUCCGAAAUCCAAGGAACAACAGCAAAACCUUCGGAUCAGCUUGCGUUCAAUUACGCCGGAAAUUGUACAAUCACUACCGAAUGAGACGGCACGCUGUGCACCUAAGUGCGAAAGGACAGUGCAAGCUGUGUCAUGCCGAAACCCGAAUGUGGAGUCAGCAACACCUCCAAAUGCCAUUUCUUCCCGUCGCAUCCGUCUUCGCAACAAUAUAGUCACAGGUUUUCACUCCCCGCUGAUUCACAAAUUCGCCGCCGGAGGGCCUGAUGCGAAAAAAGCUUUUCCCGUAGAACCGAUCCGAGAAGGGCUUCGUCGUCUCGAGACGACGCCAAAAGAGUUUAUUAAAAGAACGCCUACGUCCGAACAACCCCCCCAUCCACGCAGGGGUCCAGACUAUAGCAGGCCCCAUCCACGCAGGGGUCCAGACUAUAGCGGGGAGCUGACCCCCUCCCGGAUCGAAUUCUUAAUUUCGGGUCUUCGGGAGGCUAGAGACCGCCGGCAUCAAUAAGAGCUAGAAUCGAGG